This is a messenger RNA of Orbilia oligospora ATCC 24927, 2943 nucleotides long. RefSeq lists its product as uncharacterized. The record is from RefSeq and is a predicted model, not a curated record. The transcript has 3 exons. Bases 1 to 2943 code for a protein of 980 amino acids. Lineage: Eukaryota; Fungi; Ascomycota; Orbiliomycetes; Orbiliales; Orbiliaceae.
AUGCAGUCGCUAUUACUCAGUAUUCUAUCAUUUUCGACGGUUCAGGCAUAUUAUAUUGGUGAAGUAUAUACAGGACAGCGAAAAGAGGUUUUUGAUCGAGGGUGGGAACCGGAUUGGAGGGAUGAUUCGUAUAUAAACGCGUGUACCUCGACGCAAAAGAGCAUCUCGGGAGAACAUGAACAUCUUCAAGGUAUUGGUAUCAUUAAUGGUGCCGGAGGCCCAGGUUUCCCAAUUGCAAAUCCCAGAUACGGCGGUACUGUACCAUCCGGUCACAAUGCAGCAGCUAUGAUAUUCUACAAAACGGCCAACUGUGAAACUGUGGGGACAAAUCAAUUCAUUGUUCUGAAAUUUAGACAACUUGUUAACGGGGGAAAAAAUAUGGGCUAUGCCCUUUACCGUGGUGUAUCGACUAUAGAUCUAAACUUCCUCGAUGGUAUCGAUCUAGGGGAAUACUGGUCGUUUCAAGAGGUUGGGCCGAAUUCCGAGGAUUGGAUAUGGGUCGUUGAAUCUGGAGUUCCCGAAGUCGAAGGUGAAGCUAUAGUGUGGAGGUCAACUCCGGACGGAACAUCUUUUGAAAUAGCUCAACGUUUGGAGAUUAGAUCUCCUAACCCGGCAACAGCUAGCGGGCUCGCACUGAGCCUGGCAAGAAACGAUAUUGAACCAGUUGCUAGCAAUUUGAGAGUUGCGUUACAGGCUAUUGCAGAAAUGAGAUUUGAAGCUAGGCCGGUGCAUCGGCGUGGUGGUAACGUUGUUAGAAUUCCGUUGAGCAGUAUUUUGAGGGACUACCCUUUGAUCCCGGGCCCAAACGCGAAUGCUAAUGAGAAUUUGAAUACUGGGGCUCAAAUGGAAGAUGGUGGUACCGGUGGGCUUGCAAAUGUACGCCCGGUACAGAUUCCGCCGGGCAGGACUUUCAAUAUCAGGUCCGGUAUGGGUGUAGGGCAAGGCCCAAUCCCGUUUCGUGUCCCCCCGACGGGAUCAAAUACGAACCUUAGGAAUCUGGACUUUACAAACGACGAUGGUACUCGCAUUCAGACCGAAAACCCUGGGACGGGUACUGAAGAAAAUAUUGCGGGCACACAGAUAGAGCCUGAGGCGUCCGCACAAUUAUCCAAUAACCAAGGGGAAUACUUUGAAGCAGCACUUGAGACCGAAGAAGAAAUUCCAGAUGUAGGAAAUCAGAGAACUGGGAGCACCGGUCCAGGAGCGAAUCGCCCAUUUAUAAUAGAACGACAGCAGCCUCGAGGGCCGAUACCUAUCCAGCCACGGCCUAGCCAAGGACAGACUGGGAACCAACCUCAGACACGGCCACCGUACUAUGAAAUGAUGCAACCGAUGUCCCAGGGACCAGGAAACCUGCGAGGGCAGCCUAUAAACUCGCAGAAUAUGGUUUCUGGGGGCUCUCGAGGUGUUACCAUUGGGGCUGCAUAUCCCCAGAACGCCUUUUCCCAACCUCCUCGGAAUCGCCCUGAGCAGGGUUCUCAGAAUAUCAAUAACAAUAACCAAAAUUCAGCCCAAUUUUUCCCUAUAAACCCCGGGCAGGCCAUCCUCCUCAAUAACUUGAACCAGCAGACGCAAAAUACUCAAAGUAUGAUUCCUGGAAGUAAUCAAAACCCGUCGUCACAGAUAACAGCCCCGGAGACCCAAGCUAUGAUCCCAGAGACCGAACAAACUGAAAAUUUACCACUUCAAUCCUCCCAGACAAACCCGGAGGUGUACAAUGGUCCUCCCAUUAACGCCGUAAAUUUCAAUUUCAGAUCAUUCAAUGUCCCGGAAAGAGCCGCGCCAGGUGCUUUUCGUAGCUUAUACGGCGAUAUACCAGUGCGGAACGGACCAACUAAUAACCGAGAAAACCCCCAGAGGGUUCUAACAGAAGGGAUGGUCGGAGGCACCAUUCCUGCUAGGAUUCUUGAAAACAAUCCGAAUUCUAAUUCCCAGUCAUCAGAGCGAAGGGGGACCGGUAGAUCAUCUGGAACAAGGUCGGGACUGGAAUAUCCAUACCCAUACACAGAUUUGAGUCGAGAAGAGCCCUAUCAGCCAUUUGUCCCACCAAAGAGAGGGGAUGAAAAAUAUCAGUGGCAAGUCACACCUGGAACUAAAGAUAUAUAUACGCCAUACGAAGGUUGGCUUAACGAGGGCGAGGUGGAGGAACGUGCCCAUUUCCCAGAAUUGUUCGAAAAUCCAGCGAUGGAACUCGAAGCAGAUAUUAGGGAACAGGAAUUGGCAGAGAAUGAAGUACCACCUGGUCCUACUGAUGAAUCACGUCCGAUGGGCCGCUCAAGCCGCGAAGAGAUGUACGAUCAGUGGCGGCGGUAUGGUACACCCAUUCUAGGAAACUUACGGACUCUCCCUAUCGACAAGCAUGACCCGAAUUGGAAUGCUAUCGGGAAUACUUAUGAAUCAAUGCGGGCCGAUAUUGAUACUACGUGGUUUAACUACUAUCAAGAAAAGACGGAUUCACUGGCGGAACUGUACAAAAAGGCUCAAGCCGAAGUACAAAGGCGGUACACUCGAGGAGAGAAAGAAGCGCUCGAGACUGUUGGAAAACUAACAGCGGCGGAAGCCAAAACUAAAGUACCCGGGCUUCCACUGAAGCAGCAAUUCGAUCUUAACCGAGAAAUUCAGUCACUGAAAUCAGGCUUAGAAAGGCUGAACAAGGGGCUUGAGAAUCUAAGGCAGCUUUGGGAGAUGAAUAAAUAUAAGAUGGGAACGUGGAAUCGGUCUUACCACAGGCAGAUCGACGAUUUAGACCUUAGAUUCAAGCUGUGGAGGACUUUGGCGGAAGCAAAUAUCGCACGGAAUUCGCUGAGGUUACUGCACAUUGAAGAUGACCCAGAAUUUGGAACCUUUCCAGGGGAGGUUCCACGGAGCCUGGAUGCGAAUUUCGGCGAUUCUGAGGCCCAGUUAACCAGCAAAUUCCCAUACCGCAGGUAUCAUACAGCUUGA